CCUUCCGUUCAGGGACAAAUUAAAUACAAGAAUUAAAUACAGAGCAGAGGGCAUUAAAAAAGGAGAAAGAGAUCAUCUGCAAGUUUGUGAGAGAAAAUGUGAUUUUCUCUGGAUGUGUAGACAUCACAAGUCUGUCAGUGUCUGUUGACAUAAAAGAAACACAUUGCCUGCCAUCUGACACACAUUAAAUAAACUCAUUAGACCAUUUCCCUGAAAAUUCCUAUUACAAGUUGAGAUAUUCUUGAAAACAAUGGUUUUAAAGUGGCAAAAAUAUUGAUGAAAAUGCACAAUACUUUUAAUCAUGAGAAAUUCUCAUGUGAAUUUAUGAAACCAAUUAACUUUCUUCCUGUGACAGAAACUCAUAGGUUAGACGUUGCUGUAUUCACUGUUGUUUCUCUGAUUCUGUUCUCUCUUCCAAGACAACAUUAAUUAACUUUGCCUGGGACAAAGGUUGACUCCCACCCACUUCUUCUAUUCUGUACCUUUGGCUUUGUGGCCAGUCUGUUCUGCUGUCUGCCUCAUCAACACAGUUUACUAAAAGGAUAAAGAGUCACCAUCUUUUUAAAAGCGUGGAUAUGGCAAACAUGUUACCAUUCUCAUCUGAUGGGCAGGCCAAAAAAACAGCUAAUCUUCAUGACCUGAAUGAGCCUCUUAUCAACCACGCUGAGGGCCAACUCUUCUUGAAUGAAGCCUUCAAAAUUAUUGUGGAAGAGGUGCUCUGCAAGGGCACAGACAUCAAACAGAAGGUUUGUGAGUGGAAAGAGCCAGAGGAGCUGGCUCAGUUGCUGGAUCUGCAGUUGAGAGAGACCGGGGAGCCACAAUGUAGGGUCUUAGAGAGAGUAAGAGAUGUUGCCAAAUACAGCGUCAAGACAAGUCACCCACGUUUUUUUAAUCAACAGUUUGGUGGGGUGGACUAUCAUGCCUUGGCUGGUCGGUUCCUCACUGAGGCUCUCAACACUAACCUCUUCACCUAUGAGGUUGCCCCAGUGUUUGUGUUGAUGGAGAAAGAGGUUCUGAGUGGGCUACGUCAGCUGGUUGGCUGGACAGAAGGUGAUGGUAUUUUCUGCCCUGGUGGGUCUACCUCCAACAUGUACGCCAUGAAUCUUGCACGCUACCAACGCUUUCCAGAAGUCAAAAGCCAGGGACUGUGGCAUCUCCCAAAACUAGCCAUCUUUACAUCUCCAGAGAGCCAUUACUCUGUGAAGAAAGGGGCUGCCUUCAUGGGCAUUGGGACAGACAAUGUCAUCAUGGUGAAAGUGGAUGAUGGAGGCCACAUGAGUCCAGAGGACCUGGAUGAAAAGAUACAGCUUGCAAAAUCUCAGGGUUUGGUGCCGUUCCAUGUAAGCUGCACAUCAGGAACCACAGUGCAGGGUGCCUUUGACCCGCUGUACCACAUAGCUGAUGUCUGUGAGAAACACAAGCUCUGGAUGCACGUAGACGCUGCCUGGGGAGGGAGUGUGCUCUUUUCCAAGCAACACAGACAUCUGAUGAAAGGCGUUGACAGAGCAAACUCAGUAGCCUGGAAUCCGCACAAGAUGCUGGUGGCUGGCCUGCAGUGUUCUGUCUUGCUGCUAAAGGAUACCACGGACUUGUUGAAGCAGUGCAACAGCGCCAAUGCCACAUACCUCUUCCAGCAAGACAAAUUCUACGACAUGAAUCUGGACGUUGGAGACAAGUCAGUACAGUGCAGUCGCCAUGUUGACUGUCUGAAGCUGUGGUUGAUGUGGAAGGCUGUUGGCUCCAUUGGCUUGGCAGAGCGUGUGGACAAAGCUUUUAUCCAUGUCAGGUACCUGGUUGAGCAGAUGAAGAAAAGAGAGGGGUUCCAUCUUUUGCGUGAUCCAGAGUUUGUGAAUGUAUGCUUCUGGUUUAUACCACCCAAUUUGAGAGGGAAGGAAGGAAAUGCAGAUUACUGGGAGAGACUGGCAAAAGUCGCUCCAGUCAUCAAGGAACGCAUGAUGAAACAAGGCACUAUGAUGGUGGGCUACCAGCCCCUGGGAAACAAGGUCAACUUUUUCCGUGUGAUUGUGUUCUCUCCCCUUGUUACCAAGAAAGAUACAGACUUUUUUCUUGAUGAAAUUGAAAGACUGGGAAAUGAUUUGUGAUUUUGAAAUGAUUCG
Scomber japonicus (chub mackerel) is the source of this 2117-nucleotide messenger RNA. It is a transcript of the gene csad, whose product is annotated as cysteine sulfinic acid decarboxylase. The coding region runs from base 576 to 2102 and encodes 508 amino acids. Gene Ontology annotation, biological process: carboxylic acid metabolic process. Gene Ontology annotation, molecular function: sulfinoalanine decarboxylase activity; pyridoxal phosphate binding. The record is from RefSeq and is a predicted model, not a curated record. Gene Ontology annotation, cellular component: cytoplasm. The transcript is spliced from 14 exons. Lineage: Eukaryota; Metazoa; Chordata; Actinopteri; Scombriformes; Scombridae.